This is a messenger RNA of Lachancea sp. 'fantastica', 831 nucleotides long. The record is from the annotation of a GenBank genome assembly. NCBI's taxonomy places the organism in Eukaryota, Fungi, Ascomycota, Saccharomycetes, Saccharomycetales, Saccharomycetaceae.
AUGGAUAGCGAUCUUUCCUCAGUGGAAUUAGACGCGGAAGUCUACGAAGAAAGUCCCGAUCUUCCUGAAGACAGCCCUUACGGUUCGGACCGAGAAGAAGAUGAUGAAUACCAAUAUACUCCCGAAAUCGAAGAGGAUGACGAAAAAGUACAGCCUAGCGGCAGCAGUCGGUCCAAGAGAGGUGCUGCAAGAAGCACAGAUGAGUAUGACCCAGCAGGUCGGACUGCUGGCCAAAAAAGAGUGGUGGAGGACGACUUUGAAGAACCAAGCUCAAGUCCAGCAAAGAGAAGUCGUAGGAAUGCUGGAAUCGACUUGCAAAACCUAGAUGACGAAGACGAAGACGACGGCUAUGGCGACGACGACGUUCAUGGAGAAGAAGGGCAACAGGAUGGUGGAGAUGAAGCAGACGCAGCUAUCAAUGCCAGUGCCAGUGCCAGUGCCAGUGCCAGUGAGCAGGAAAAGGCCGAAAGGCCCCAAGAUUCGAACAAAACUAGUCGCAGCAAAAUAAUGAUGGAACUGCUGGAUAAUUCGUCUCGCAGAAAUUCAAAACUCUCGGAAAAAGAGCUGCAAUUGCGGCGUGCAGAAAACGCUCGUAAGCGUAAGAAUCUGAGCGAGAAAAAGCUGGAAGAGGAAAAACAAGACACUAUCAAUAAGCUGCUGCGAAGACGGGCGGGCCGGACCCGAGGCCCCGUUCCAGCUGACCGCGACAAGAAAUCUGAGGACCCACAAGACGAGAACGCUGAAUUCACAAAGCCCAGAAGGUCCUACAAUUCCAAAGGUAUGGUUCGAAUUCUACAAAACGCCAAUGAGACGGUUUAUGCAACAUUUUAG